Cygnus atratus (black swan) is the source of this 1635-nucleotide messenger RNA. RefSeq names its product nuclear receptor binding protein 2 (gene NRBP2). Gene Ontology annotation, molecular function: ATP binding; protein serine/threonine kinase activity. Gene Ontology annotation, cellular component: endomembrane system; cytoplasm. Gene Ontology annotation, biological process: intracellular signal transduction; protein phosphorylation; endoplasmic reticulum to Golgi vesicle-mediated transport. Lineage: Eukaryota; Metazoa; Chordata; Aves; Anseriformes; Anatidae. The record is from RefSeq and is a predicted model, not a curated record.
UGUCAGCCCGCGGCGGGGCUCCGCUCGGCUCGGCUCCGCUCGUCUCGGUGCGGCUCGGUGCAGCGCGGGGAUGGCGGUGCCGGAGCCGGACGCGCGGCUGGCGCAGGAGAAGGAGGAGGAGAGCGAGGAGGAGAGCGAGAUCCUGGAGGAGAGCCCCUGCGGGCGCUGGCAGAAGCGCCGCGAGCAGGUGAAUCAGGGAAACAUGCCGGGCAUCCAGAGCACCUUCCUUGCCAUGGACACAGAGGAGGGUGUGGAGGUGGUGUGGAAUGAGCUGCUUUUCACUGACAAGAAGGCCUUUAAAGCACAUGAGGAGAAGAUCAAGACCAUGUUUGAGCAGCUGGUGCUUGUGGAUCACCACAUUGUGAAGCUUCACAAAUACUGGCUGGAUGUGAAGGACUCGAAGGCGCGGGUCAUCUUCAUCACAGAAUAUGUGUCCUCAGGGAGCCUGAAACAGUUCCUGAAGAAAACCAAGAAAAACCACAAGGCCAUGAAUGCCAGGGCCUGGAAACGCUGGUGCACUCAGAUCCUGUCUGCUCUCAGCUUCCUGCACUCCUGUGAGCCUCCAAUCAUCCAUGGCAAUCUCACCAGUGACACUAUCUUCAUCCAGCACAACGGGCUCAUAAAGAUUGGUUCAGUUUGGCACAGAGUGUUUGCAAAUGCCCUUCCAGACGACCUGCGAAGCCCCAUCAGGAUUGAGAGGGAAGAGCUGCGCAAUUUGCAUUUCUUUCCCCCGGAGUAUGGCCAAAAGGCUGAUGGGACUGCUGUGGACAUCUUCUCCUUUGGGAUGUGUGCACUGGAGAUGGCAGUGUUGGAGAUCCAGACCAACGGGGACACACGAGUCUCGGAGGAGGCAAUCGUGCGGGCACGACAUUCUCUGGACGAUCCCAACAUGCGGGAGUUCAUUCUGUCAUGCUUGACCCUCAACCCAGACAAGCGACCGACGGCUAACAACCUGCUCUUCCACCGCGUGCUUUUUGAGGUCCAUUCCCUUAAGCUGCUGGCAGCACAUUGCUUCAUCAACAACCAGUAUCUGAUGCCGGAGAAUGUGGUGGAGGAGAAGAUAAAGGAACUGGACCUGAACAUGGUGAUGGCAGAGAUCCGGCGAGAGGGUCGGCCUGGAGCACAGUGGAGGUACUCAGAGGUUUCCUUCCUUGAACUUGACAAAUUCUUAGAAGAUGUCAGGAAUGGGAUUUAUCCUCUGAUGAACUUCGCUGUUUCCAGACCCCAUGCCCUCCCACGCGCACUAUCCCAGCCCCAGGAGGACACUCAGAAAGCCAAGACCCCCACCCCAGAGCCCUUUGAUGUGGAGACUAGGAAGGUGGUGCAAAUGCAAUGUAACAUGGAGCUGAAUGAAGACAAGACCCAGUGGCAUCUCACUCUUCUGCUGAUUUUGGAGGACAAAUUGCAUCGACAGUUGAGCUACGACUUGCUGCCCACUGAUAACUCCAAGGACUUGGCCACAGAGCUGGUGCAUUACGGAUUCAUCCACGAGGAUGACUGUGAAAAGCUGGCUAACUUCCUGGAAAAUGCCUUCCACAAAUACCGGUCUCCUCCCUUGUGAGUCACUUUGCUGCAGUCCGGGACAGCAGGGUCUCCUGUGCCACAGGGACAGGCAGCACACCAGACGAGAAGGCU